Messenger RNA from Lathyrus oleraceus (garden pea), 1614 nucleotides. RefSeq lists its product as uncharacterized. The transcript is spliced from 5 exons. NCBI's taxonomy places the organism in Eukaryota, Viridiplantae, Streptophyta, Magnoliopsida, Fabales, Fabaceae. The record is from RefSeq and is a predicted model, not a curated record. Bases 1 to 1614 code for a protein of 537 amino acids.
AUGGCUGCAGCUAGGUUUAGAAUGACAGAAAAUGUCCCUUAUAUUUGCUGUUUAACAUUGUUAAUGAAGAAUUUAGUACAUACUAGAGUUUCGCCAGCUAUUCCGAAGGAACUUCUAUGGUGGUAUAAAUCUGAUCAUCAUUGUGCAUUUUAUCAAGGUGCACCCAGUCAUGAUAUUGAAAAUUGUGUUGCUUUGAAAGCUGAGGUGAUAAGACUAAUGCAAAUUGGUAUUUUGUCUUUUGAAGACUUUGGUUCUAAUGUGCAAGCGAAUUUGUUGCCCAAAUAUGGUGGUGCAUCUGUGAAUAUGCAUGAUCACGUUUCUUGUCAUAUAUGUUCAAGAAACCCUCGAGGGUGUCCUGUAGUGAAGAGAUAUUUGAAAGAGAUGUUGGAUCAAAAUCUUAUUCAGAUUAUGAGAGACAAGGAUGAAGAUGAGCAUGAUGUAAAUGUCAUAAUUCCCCAUUUCAAUAUCCCAGAACCCGUUGUGAUUGCCUCCAGUAGUCAAAAGUCUGGCGUUUCUCCUUUGGUUAUUCAUUUAACGGGUCCUACGCCUUAUGAAUCUGAUAGAGCUAUCCCUUACAAGAAAAAUUCUACUAUGUUGGAAGAUGGAAAAGAAGUCCGUAUUCCUUCCUUUUCUUCCGUUACGAAUAUUGUUGAUGUAAGUGAUGUGAUCCGAAGUGGUCAAGUAUCUGCUUCCGAGGCUCCUAAAAGAAUUGAAGAUGCUUCUGUGGAAUCUCACAUAGCGGCUUUGCAUAUGCUCUUGGAGAAAACCUAUAUGGAUCAUGAUGUAACAAUUGGUCAAUUAGAUGGCAUUGUCUCCAACAUUACUGCAUGUAACAACUUGAGUUUCAGUGAUGAAAAAUUGCUCGAGCAGGGGAGGAACCAUAAUUUAGCUCUGCACAUUUCUAUGAAUUAUCAAGAACAUGCUCUGUCCAAUGUGUUGGUUGACAUUGGCUCUUAUCUGAAUGUUAUGCCGAAGUCUACUAUGUAUAAGCUCUCUUAUCCAGGUGCUCCGAUGAGGUUCAUUGGAAUUAUUGUGAACGCCUUUGAUGGCUUAAAGAAAACUGUGAUUGGAGAGUUGUCUCCUGGGUCAUCCAUGGAUUUACGAAGUUGGAGCAGUGACGUCAACUCUCCAUCAGAAGUUGACAUUUAUGAAAAAUGGAAAGUUGGUGAUUGUGGGUGCGAGCAUGCCAUAUUGGUGAGCCAUCUCUCUUUGUUAUUGUACAUUGAUGCUGACGAAGUCGUAGGAACUCCAUUUCAAGCUCUUUAUAUCAUUAAUAAUGCUGUUAAGAAGAAUGGGGAAUCCAUGACUUAUUUGAAAGACACCCGACAAGUUGUGGAGAAUGGUCAGUCUGUUGGAUGGGGUCAAGUUGUUGAACUUGCUGAAAAUAAGAACAUAGUUGUUUUAGGCUUCUCGCCUGGUUCAACCCAUAAAGAUUUGAAGUGUACCCAAGAAGUUUUUCACAGUGUUGGUUUUAUCCAUUCCAAAGAUCAAUCUGCUACUGCAAUCCUGGAAGAUGAUCAAGAGCAAGAAGCCCCAAUCUUUGUGACGCACGAAGUGAUGUGCCAGAAUUGGAAUGCUGUUGAUGUUCUCUCUGUUACUCACUUGUCAAAGUAA